Porites evermanni is the source of this 1396-nucleotide messenger RNA. Lineage: Eukaryota; Metazoa; Cnidaria; Anthozoa; Scleractinia; Poritidae. The record is from the annotation of a GenBank genome assembly.
AUAGUAUUAUGUGGGUCUCGACCGAGCGCUAGUAAUCGAAUUGUUGGUGGUUCAGUGGCAAAAGUGAAUAGCUGGCCGUGGCAGGUGAUGUUGAUCUUGAGAUCGUCUGGAAUACAGUUUUGCGGCGGAUCGUUAGUAGACCGUUAUUGGGUGGUGACUGCUGCACAUUGUGUCGACCGCAUACCAGCGUCUUUUAUCAAAGUAAAGUAAGUUACGCUUGAAAUAGUUCAAAGCCAGAAAUAAUACUCCACUUCAAAACCUUCAGAGAAGAUGGGAAUAGGUACAAGCUUUGGGCGCAGUGAUUUCUGGGAUUGUUUGGAUAGUUAUGAUUAUAAUUAUCGGGGCUUUUUAUAUCCUGGCAACAUGCAGUAGUAGACUGUGUAUACAUCGUUUAGUAAUUCUGGCGCCUUAACAUCUCUUUUUAAUUAACCUGCGAUCAGGUGGCCCUUCUCCUUUAUUUUUUGGGCAGAGUAGGAGUUGCUCGGAAGGUCUCUGCUAAUUGGUCGCAGGGAGAAAUUACAUGUCAUUCUUUCAAUUGUUUUAGUAUUGUUUGAGGUCAGGGUUAGGUAUCAUUGGUGUCUUCUCUUCCGAGCAGCUGCUACAUGACCCUAUUCUUUUUCAACAAAAAAUAAACACAUAAACAAAGAAAUUAAAAAAAAGAAAAAAGAAAAAAAACGAAAACGAUCACAUUGGCCCUGUAAAGGAUAAUCAUUAUAAAUGGUCAUUUACUUACUUAUUAUGUUUUUAAAGGUUGGGAGCCCACUACAGAACAAUCGGAAAUGUUGGAACAGAACAGGAAAUCCGGGUCGCACAGAUUAUCAGGCAUAAAAGCUAUAAUAACCCGUUGAGCUUUAGCAACGACAUCGCCCUGAUUAAGCUGUUGAAACCUGCGAAUCUUGGAAUAGGCAUCGGACUUGUCUGCCUGCCUGAUAAGGGGCACGCUCUCCCUUUUGACAAUUUGAACAAAAAGUGCUGGAUAACAGGUUGGGGUACGUUGUCUUCAGGCGGGUCCCAUCCAAAUACACUCAUGGAAGCUAUGGUACCAUUGGUCUCCAAGCGACGUUGUCUGAAUUCCUACCCUAGAAAGAUUGAUGAUUCGAUGCUCUGUGCUGGUCUGGAUGCAGGAGGAGUUGACGCUUGCCAAGGGGACAGUGGUGGUCCAUUGGUGUGCGAGUUUGACGGUACAUGGUUUCUUGAAGGUGUAACAAGUUGGGGUCAGGGAUGUGGGUAUGCUUCAAAGUAUGGAGUAUAUGCUAAGGUUAGAGAACUGAAAGCAUGGAUAACCAGCCAUAUUUAUCGAGCAAUACCGCCUGCUGUUUCGCCACAGAAUCAAUCGGUGUCCGCGUUAGGUAAGAAUUCUAAACAGCUUUUACAUAACCCUUUCUUGGAAAUAUAU